GACAGAGAGAGAGAGAGAGAAAAAAAGUCAGAAGCAACGAUGGAGAUAGCCGCCAUUAACACCGUCUCCGUCGCGCCGCAAUCGCGCCUACUCUCAAACACAUUCUCCAGGAAGCUAGGUUCCGUCUCUUCUCUUUCGCUCCGUUCCAUCGAGAGAGAAUAUCGCGUUGGUAGCGCUAGGCUUCGCGCGUCUGCAGCGUCCUCCUCCUCAAUGGACGCCGUCACCGCCGAGAAAACAUCGCCGUCGAGUUUUCUCGAAAACAGAGAAUCCAAAAAAGUUCUUCAUUUCGUGAAGUAUCACGGUCUCGGCAAUGACUUCAUUUUGGUGGAUAACAGAGACUCAUCGGAACCUAAGAUCACUCAAGAGCAGGUGGCGAAGCUCUGCGAUCGGAACUUCGGUGUUGGUGCUGAUGGAGUUAUCUUUGCAAUGCCGGGAGUCAAUGGUGCUGAUUACACAAUGAGGAUAUUCAAUUCAGAUGGAAGUGAACCAGAGAUGUGUGGUAAUGGAGUUAGAUGCUUUGCAAGAUUCAUUGCUGAGCUUGAGAACUUGCAGGGGAAGCAUAGUUUUACAAUGCAUACCGGAGCUGGCCUGAUUGUUCCUGAAAUUCAAGAUGAUGGACAGGUUAUGGUUGACAUGGGGAUACCGAUUCUAAAAGCACAAGAUGUGCCCACCAAGUUGCCUGGGACCAAAGGUGAAGCUGUUGUUCAGGCAGAACUAGUUGUUGAUGGAGUCACCUGGAAUGUGACUUGUGUUAGUAUGGGCAAUCCUCACUGUAUCACAUUUGGUACAAAGGGUGGACCGAAUCUGAAGGUUGAUGAUUUGAACUUGCCAGAGAUUGGUCCAAAGUUUGAGCAUCAUGAAAUGUUUCCAGCUCGAACUAACACAGAGUUUGUGGAAGUCUUAUCACGUUCUCAUUUGAAAAUGCGUGUCUGGGAGCGCGGAGCAGGAGCAACUUUGGCAUGUGGAACUGGAGCUUGCGCUCUGGUUGUUGCAGCAGUCCUUGAAGGUCGAGCCAACAGGAAAUGCACGGUGGAUCUGCCGGGCGGACCACUGGAGAUAGAGUGGAGGCAGGAGGACAACCAUAUCUACAUGACGGGUCCUGCGGAAGCUGUCUUCUACGGAUCAGCACUGCUCUAAGUGUUCACGGUCAUUGACUUGUCUCUCACCCUUGUUAAGACUUAAGAUUGUGUUUCAUUGGAACUGAUUCAUGAAUAUUGUUUAUGUACUUGUGUUGUUUUCGGGGUUUCAGAGUAAAAUUCCAAACCUUCUGAGUAUGUGCGUUUAUGUUCAUAGAUUUAAAACACUGUUCUCUCA
Messenger RNA from Brassica oleracea var. oleracea, 1314 nucleotides. RefSeq names its product diaminopimelate epimerase, chloroplastic. NCBI's taxonomy places the organism in Eukaryota, Viridiplantae, Streptophyta, Magnoliopsida, Brassicales, Brassicaceae. The record is from RefSeq and is a predicted model, not a curated record. The transcript is spliced from 9 exons. Gene Ontology annotation, cellular component: cytoplasm; cytosol. The coding region runs from base 40 to 1137 and encodes 365 amino acids. Gene Ontology annotation, molecular function: diaminopimelate epimerase activity.